Molecule: messenger RNA, 3908 nt
Organism: Schistosoma rodhaini
Lineage: Eukaryota; Metazoa; Platyhelminthes; Trematoda; Strigeidida; Schistosomatidae
Source: the annotation of a GenBank genome assembly
CCAAUUUCAAACUGUACGUUGCGCUGUUAAUGCCCGUUCUUCAUAUAUUUUAGUGUGUUAACUAUGCUGUACUGAGAUCACCGAAAUAUUUUUCGACAAUAAAAAAAUUGCAUUUCAGUUUGAAAAAAGCCUGUUCUGGAAAGUCAUAAGAUUCUGGUGGCUAAAUAAUUCCGACCUGACAAAUACAUUUGUCAGGCGGAUACCAUGGUAUCCGCCUAGCCUGGCAGGAUAAGCUGAGCUAGAAAGGUCUCCAUGAGACUGAAAAAGAAAUAUACUUCUCCCUAGUCAAGAAAUGUCUACAGCUCAAAUACAGAUCCCGGCAAUCUGACAGUUCACCAGUUCCGUCUAGCAAACAGUAUGCUCAAUCAAAGACGGAAAACAUAAGAAUAUCUUGAAUCUGAACAUCAAUAUUUUCGUUAUUACGCUCAUCAGCACAAGCUGAAAAAACCUCUGUUUCCAACAGAGUUUCAAAAGUCGAUUUUGUGGGAUCCGAUGUUGAAUACGAGUUAUCCUAAUAACAUAAGUGAUUCCUGUUCAAUUUCCGUAGAAGAUACUAAACUUCUAUUGAUUUCCAGCAUACCUAAGUUUUACCAUGCUUCUAAUUUAAGGAGUUUUUUCUCACAAUUCGUUGAGGCAUCUAAAUUUUCAUGUUUUCACUACCGUCAUAGACCAGAUAUCGUGGGUGUAGAAUCAACUACCGAAAUAGAUGGAACCCAGUUCCUUAAGUCCAUCAAACUAGUUGCCAAAAGCAAAGCAACGUGCUGUGCUAUUUUGUCUAUCUACGCGAAAUAUAUCGAAGAGUUUUUUCGUACAUAUAGUGGUCUUAAUUGGCCUAAUGAGAAUGAUGAUGUGCCUUUGGAGUUGAAAUGUACCUUACAUUUAUUAGACCAUGCAACUGUGGAACAAUUUAGCUGUUUACCUGAGUUCAGACCACUAUCAUGGAUGCCUCGUGGGAACGUCGGGACACAUACUCAGCACUUUUUCAGUCUGAUCAAAGACUGUAAACUGGAGAGUUCAAUUAUUUCGAAGCUUAAUUUGGACUUCUCUACGCAAGCUAAGAUCCGCAAAUAUGGCGCAGUUCCUUUCACUUAUGAAAGUUCAAGUUCAGGGGAUGAAAAUGUGCAUUCUUCGGAAUCAAAUAAUGUUGACUUUGAAUAUGGUGUCGUCUGCAAUUCUUAUAUUCCUAAUAGGCGCCGCGUACCCUCCAGUAACGUUUUAGAAUUAGUUUCGGACCCAGUUAAUGUUGAAGAUGAAGAUGAUAUCCCAGAAGAAUGGGAUCGUUUCGAGGCGUUGCAUGACGACCCGUACAAUUUAGACAAGGGAAACAAGGCACAGUUAAAGUAUGAAAGUAAAAUUGAACUUGUUUGGGAAAAGGGUGGAUCUGGCCUAGUUUUCCACACUGACCAACGUACUUGGGAGAAGUUAGACCCACUAAGAAAAGAAGAGAUUUUUGACGAACCCUCAUCUUUCGAUUGGGAUAUAGACAUGCAGCCAUAUGAAACACCAACUGGCAUUGGUACGGGUCCAUGUCCAAAUGGAUUUCAGGGUGGAGAUAGAGAUACGGCUGAACUUAUUGAUAUAAAUCGAGAAAGGGAAUCUAUUCAUGUUCAAGACCUUGCACAUAAUCCAUACGCUCUUUUUACCAGUGAAGUGGUAACCAAAGGCUAUGGUGGGCAACUAUUAAAACGUAUGGGUUGGAUUCCAGGUACUGGACUCGGAGCUAAAAGAGGUCAUCCUAAAUUUUCUUCGGGGAUAAAAGUUCCUAUAACUUGUGAAGGUAGUCUUCCACCCGGAGUCCGGAAAGGUCUUGGUUACUACGGGGCGCCAAUUUCACGCAAUUCUAACAAGCAGUUAUUAAGCGGGGAAUCAAAAUCCUGCAAAAUAGGAUAUGCAACAAAAUCUGUUUACAUCCGAUCUGUGUUUGAUUCUCCACAGGCUGUUGCUCAUCGUAGUGGACUUGGUUUUUCUCCCAGUAUUUUGAGACGUAAUGAUCCUGGGAUGGUCGUAAAAUGGUUAAAUGAUAGAGAAGAAUCAUUGAGUCAUCCGAUAUCCUCUAAACCUUUAUAUGAGAGACUUCCAAUAAGAAAUCGUACUGUUAUUCUGAACACUUACAGUAAUCUAUCUAAAGAGGGUAUUUCUUUUGUAUCUGGUGGUUACUUAAACCCGUCAUAACUUUUUUUCAAUGUAUAUAUAUUCUGUCGUAAUCCAAUGUAUAUAAGUCAGAGAUUUUUAUAAUUCGUUCGUAGUUUUAUAUUUUAUCUUAAAACUUUUAUGCUUAAAAUAAAAUCCUAAUUUGUUGUUGUAUUAGUCGCAUUUUCCAUUUUUAUCUUGUUCUGAUGAAGCUAACACCUGACGUUUAUAUAAUAUUGUGACAUUUUAUUAGUCCGUAUUUAACAGCUUCCUGGUUUUGUCAUAGGUGUAUACUGAUCAUCAGGUUUGAUCAUUCAGUCAAGACAAAAACAGUAAAUAAUAAUAGAAGUGAGCAAUAUAGUCUUAAUGAUACAUGACGUUGCACUACAGUGCGGUUGGAAUGUUCGGUUGUACUUGUUAAUGUAUAUACCUCGCGUCAACUUGAAGCAUCCACUGUUUCUCUGCACCGUCUGGUGCAAAUGUUUUUUAUAUUCAGGAUCCAUGGACUUGGAUUUCAUUAUCUUGGAAUUAAUAACCAGAAAAAAAGAUUUCGAUACCUGGAAUCAAGAUAAGUGUGUUGCAAUUUUCGUUAGAUGCAUGAAAUUACCAAUCACCGUUAAAACAAGUGCCAUUAUAUCAACAUCGAAAAGUACCUUCAAAUUUAGUCGUAUGGAACCUCCAAUAUUUUACUGAUAACGGAAUUCGUAAUGUUUAUAACCUAAGAAAUCCGAGAAAUUAAUUAUCCUUCUAGUAGUGUGAGUAGUUAGCAACAUUAUGAUAUAAUAUCUUAAGAACUUAAAAUACAAUGAUUAAAUUAUAGCCGAAAGAUUAUUAACCACCCUUCAAUAAUUUGCGUUAUAUAUAGUUGAGAACGUUUUCAAUAUUUAAGUAAUGUGGGGAAAUGACAGUUAUUCAACGACUGUAUUCCACAAGCAUAAAAGAUAAUCAAUUUCCUUGUGCGAAUUUCAAUAGCAAGUUAGAGAACAACAUAAUUUCAUGUGUUAUUGUUAAGGAUUUUUUUCUAAUUCGAUAAUUUCACAUAUCACCUCUACUGUGUAAUCCUCGUUACUCGCUCACAUAGAUCAUUUAUAACAGACUGAAAUAUUGUUUACAAGUUAUUUAGUUAAAAUAAAAAAAGGAUGAAUCUAUUCAUUUUGCUAAUAAAUUUUUAUGAAAUUCAAGUGAAAUAAAAAAUGCUUUACUUGAAGUCAUUAACUACUUACAAGUAGUAAAGUUAGCAGCGUGCAAUUUUCUUUUUUUCACAUCCAAAACGGAACGAAAGUCUCGUCUGUCAUCUCCACUGGUCAAUUUAAUUUCAACUUAACUAAUCACCUAAUACUUGUAAAUAGAUAAACAAUAAUAAGUUUAAUGUUUCUGGAUAUUGAAAAACAAAAAAUCUGAAGUCAAAGGAAGCGUAAAUAUUAUAUUUUCCAUCCUAGUGUAACUACAAUUGAUGUAUAGGCUAAUAAUUAACCACAUAAGGUACACUAAACUGUCAAUCAGAAUUUACAGUUUAGUGUCAUUUGAAACGUAAGCUAUUGAUAAGCAGUUAUGAUGAAGUUCUUCAGUAAUUCAGCUGGUCUUGUUGUUUCUUUGCUUUUUUACUUAUGUAAUUUCCAAAAGAUAAUUUAAAGUAUUAUCUGUAUGUCAUUGGUCAAGGUUUAUGUAGUUUGUUGUAGGUUCCUUACAAUUUCAGUUGAUUGAGGAAGCUUACUUACUCCUGUUACCUCUAAUGGAGCAUAGGCCGCCGACCGGCAUUCUCCAACCCACUCUGUCCU